AUGACACUCUUACUUGAGACCUACAUCAGCGAGAUCACCGAUCGUCCCUUAACUGACACCAUCCACGCAAUCGCCGAGCUCUUCCCAGGUCUUAAAGGAAGCGUCUCACCCAAAUGCAAAUACCUCAUCACACACCCCGACUACUCAGGGGAAGCGCUUCUCAACGAUCUGGGCAAGCUCUUCCUCAACUGUGCCGAACAGUGCAAGAACGAGCACGCCUCAUUCCAGAUUCGUUUGCUGCACCACUCCCUCGAUGACCCCUUUGAAAAUCUUUACAGAGAACUGUAUAAAGAGGCCAAAGAGGGGGUGCUUAAUGGGACGAUUGUGCAGGAACCGAGCACCGAAGAGGGUUGUGCCUGCUGCCGUGGCGACCCCGACGCAACGAUACUCUCAGGAUUUCAUGAUGGUAAUGCUUUCUAUUAUCCCGAAGAAGAGUACCGGGGUAUUUGGGGAGACCAGAGUGAACGUGGAUCAUCCACUUAUUAUGAUGAGGGGAGACGUGUGUCGCAUUUGAUGGCUUCAAAGGAACAGGUUGAGGAGGCGUUGGCGCGGGCCGAGGCUGAGGCUCCCGUGGCUAGCAGACUGUAG
Penicillium malachiteum is the source of this 588-nucleotide messenger RNA. RefSeq lists its product as uncharacterized. The transcript has a single exon. The record is from RefSeq and is a predicted model, not a curated record. Bases 1 to 588 code for a protein of 195 amino acids. Lineage: Eukaryota; Fungi; Ascomycota; Eurotiomycetes; Eurotiales; Aspergillaceae.